Didymodactylos carnosus is the source of this 990-nucleotide messenger RNA. The record is from the annotation of a GenBank genome assembly. NCBI's taxonomy places the organism in Eukaryota, Metazoa, Rotifera, Eurotatoria, Philodinida, Philodinidae.
GAAGGUCAGUAUACGUAUGCGCGGGUCUUAAUUCAGAUCACAAGAAAAUGUCGACUGGCUCUUUUCAAUCAGUUUUGAUUACCAAAGAAAUGUAUUUAUUUUUGGUUUUGGACUUAAAAUCAUUAUUUUUCUCGGUUAACGCAAGAUAAACUUCCUGUUUGGAUUGAGUUCUUGAUCUCUGAUCUGUUCUUAUACUAUUAUUUUUGGUUAUAUUUAGCAGUUUCCACUGGUGAAGUGGCAGAAUACACAUGGAAUCAAUACCAACACGCACAUAAAGGUCAACAUCUAAAUCCCACACAAUUGUCCGCUGGAUUCCGUCGCCGCCAACGACCGGAAUUCAUUUAUUCUCCAAAGCAACAAACUUACUACCAGGAAAACAAACAGCAACGUUCAUCUCGUCAACAACAAUCUGCACUGGCAACUCAUCAUGACAAGAAACAGUCGCAACCGACCAAAGGGCCAUUAAUAUGGAAUGAAUAUCAAAAGCAUAUUGGUAAAGGUAAAACUAGUACAGAAAAUUCGACACCAUAUCAACAAUAUAAAACAUUUCAGUGGGAUGACAGUUACCGAUUAGAAAUCACUUCAAAUGGUCAAUUGGAUCCGAAUGCACCCGGCAGCCAAGAAGCCAUUAAAACUGGCCUGUUCGACGAGCAAGGGUUUCUUCGACGAGAAGGUCGAAUAUCCUAUUCAGCAUUUCAAACAAUUCUUCGCCAGAUGAAUGUUAACCCUGAACAAAUAUCUUCCAUGUAUGCGAACUUAACCGGUACUCCAGACCUUAAUACCGGUCAUUUGAAACAAAAUUCUAAAUAUAAAAAACAUAUUCCACAACAUCUGUCACCACAACGACGACCACGCGAUGCCGAUCAUGUAUUUGAACCACAAAAUAUUAAAUCGUUUUUGAUACAUAGGCGACUGGACGAUCAUAAUUUCCAUAUAUUACGUCAAGUAUUGAAUAGUCAACAAAAUAUUCAAUCGAGAGGUGCAAAAGUA